GUUUUGUUUUGGGUAUUAGUUAAAUGCUACCAUGACAAGUCCAGUUUGCAAGACAGUUUCUAUGGCUCUGGCACAAAAAUAUUGCAAUGUGUGCACACACCCAAGUUUUCAUUCAUUUUUUAAAAAUGUCUCUUGUUCUGCUUGAGCCCUUUAUGGCAUGAUAUUUAGCCAGGGAGUAGCUGAUGAUUCUUCUAGUUGUAAUGAGUGGAGAGACGUGCCAGGUUGGGACUGGUUUUACUGAUUACGUCCAUAUGGGUGUGGCAGUGGUUACUCUUUUAAGCUUUGCAUUUCAGUGGGUUUGCACAGAUAAAUCUAAGUGUAGCGGAGCUGAAACUGUAGCAAUUUACACAGAGAAGAAGAAAUGGCACAAAGCUCUCUCCCACCACCUGCCACCCAAACAGAACCUGUCAUCCCCUCCGGAACAGCUGUGUUUAAAACAAUACCAUAUGCUUUUAUCCUACCAGAGCUAGUGUUUGGAACCUGGGUCUGGAUCCUGGUUGCUGCCACCUCAGUGCAUUUUCCAUUGCUGCAGGGAUGGGUUAUGUACGUGUCAGUAAGUUCAUUUAUCAUCUCCCUGGCACUCCUGCUGAUUUACCUGUUUGGAUUUCAAAGAAACAAUGAAAAUUGGAGAAUCAUGGAUAGUCUUUACCAUGGGACCACCGGGAUAUUAUACAUGAGUGCUGCAGCCCUACAAGCAAAUGCAACAAUUCGCUCUGAAACUGAAGUGCCAGCAGCCUAUACGCCUCAGUACUAUCAGAUCAAUGUUACUGCCUCGUUCUUUGCCUUUAUCACAGCUCUACUAUAUAUUUUGCAUGCCUUCAGCAUUUACUACCAAUGAAGACUGAUGGAAAGGAUAGAAGAUAGGUGUCAAAGAAACAGAGUAGCAACUUCUGGAGUUGUAUCCUUAAAACAAUGAAGAACAGAGUUUGAAUGUAAAUUUAGGUCUCUCUGAGCCUGCCAUUGUUUUCUUUUAAGUUGAAAUGGUGUUCGUUUUGUAAGCCUGUACUGAAGUCCUCCUUUUUAUACAGCAUUGUGUGUUUUUGUCAGACAAUAGCAUAAUUUAGGAAAAGCUAAUUUCAAAUAUCUCUACCCAAAAUAUGAUAAUUGCUCUUCCCAAUGUACCUGCUCUGGAGCCCACUGUCAUUUCCAAAGAUUUGCAGUCUUGUAUACUCAUGGUGGAGAAUACAGGAAAUACCUUACUGGAUAAUACAAAGCUCCCUUUAUUUUCUUAUGACACCUCUUUUGGCAUGGGUGGUUGUUUUAAUUUAGCUUCUCUCCUAAUCUGGGAUGGUUGUAACUGUGUCACUUUCCAGUUCCUCCAGCUUGAGUAGGCAAAUACUAGUUCACCAGGUGCUUAGCUGAGCCCUUUUCCCACUCCUGCUCCCCCUGGAACAACUUUGUUCUUGUGCAAAAAGCCACUGCAAGGUGCACAGAAGCCCGUGGGCUGAAGGUUCCAUAGACUCCCACGGGGCAGGAUUUCACCCUCUGGUCAGAUUCCCAGUCUCGCUUUAGGAAGGACAGCCUCUAGUUUUCCACACAGAGGCCUGGCCUUGUGUCACUUUUUAGCAACUUCCCCAGCCUGGAACCCACAGGGCCUUGAGAAAUAAAGAGAAGCAGAGGCAAAUACCAUUGCAUUUUGUACCCUGGCUGUGGCAGUGAGGCUGUGUUAAUUCAGGUUGGGAAGUUUCGGUGAGACACCCAAACAACAACUCUAUAAAGCGUGUGCAGAUAUGAAAGGUGGCUGUUAAUAAUAAAUAGUCUCGCACACAGGUGUUUCUGUCAUCUGUACAUACCCCAUGCUGGCACAUGAAGGCUGGAUGAUGUGCCAGAUUUUGGGUCCCCAGGGUACCAGCUGCCCUGGGAACCCCUCAGUCAGACUACUAAUUGAGGUGUCCCAUGGAGAGGUGUGUCCCUCAGCCUCGCCACCCAGGAAUUUGCGCUGAACCCGAUGAACAUGUUAUUCUUUAUUAUACACAACCAAUUUUUAAAUAAAAAAAUAUAAUAACAAUAGUUAAGAACAAAACUAACAAUUUAGAUAAAAUUUACCACUACAAAGUUUGGUGGAUAAUCCCAGCACACUGGGUGGUCCCACUUGUGUUAAACAACCUAAAUAACUAAAUUAACCUCAUUAUAACCUUUUAAAACAGUUUCCCCCAUAGCCCAAUUGAUUUCCUUCUGGUCACCAUCAACUUCCUAUAAUGCUAAAUAGCAACACAGCUAUAACUAUGAGCUACCACUAGAUAGAUGGUGGAGGCAAGGCUUCUGCUGCUCUGGGGAAAGUGGGCUCUUUUCAUCAUUCCUGGUAACACAGCGAAACAGGCUCUGAACAGCUGCUGCAGGCAAUAGGCUCCGUUUGCUUCCUUUACUGGCAGGUUGUUCUCUAAAGCAGUUUCCUUCUGAAAAUACACUUACUGCAAACACUAGUGAUUAGGUGUCCCCUCACACAUCCAUGCUGGUUUGUUUUCUCAGCCCACCCCCUCUCGGGGCUGUCUUCCCCCUCCCAGUACAUCUACCCGCAGACAGGUGUUUCUCUCUGCAUGUCUCUGACUGUGGCUUGAGCCUUCCCAGAUUGGAUUUCACUCCAGUGUCUCAGUUGGACACAACUCAUAGCCUGGUCAUUAACCCUUUAAGGGCUUGGCUGCUUCUCCCAACCCCAGCAAGCCUAUCAGCCUUGCUUACCAAUGCCUCCCCACUCUUUCCCUGGCACCUUUGUCCCUGUUUGCACAGCUCUGAACCCAGAGGGGAAUCAGCUUCUCACGGGACAACACAGGCUCUUCCCCAUCCUGAUACCUGCUCCCUGGGCAAGUUUCAGACUGGUCUCCCCUGGCUUGGGCUGAGUCUGUGCCCCUUCUCUCCAGGGCUAGAGUUGACUCCUUCCAGCUUCUCCUCCUCUUUUCUCUCCCUCAGGUUUUAUGGCUCAGUAGCAGCCAAUCAGAGCCCCCAAGUUGCAAUGCGGUCACAAUUUAAACACUCUGGUCACAAUUUAAAUGCUCCAUUAAGAAGUAUGUAUUGUGCACUGCAUACUCUCCUGUCUGGUAAAACUUAUGCACCCUCUGCAAAGUUUUGCCACCCUUUUGUUGCAAAACUCUUAAGCACAGCUCACCCAUUCAGCUUGCAACCAGGUGAGCUUUGCAGCUUUUACAUGUAGGAGUGUGUGUGUCACUGCUGUGGGGCAGGAAACUGAGAAGUGCCCUGGCACAUCCUGUUCCAUAGGUCAUGUGUGGCUGUGGCAAUCACACUGUGCACUCUGCUUCUACUCCUUAGGGAGACAACAGGCCAUGUCCCUUCUGCCUCAGGUCCUCAUCCAGGAGCAAUGCAGGGACUUAUGCCAGGCUAUGCCAUACAUGCUGCCUCCCAGUACAGGGGUAACAGUCACUGCUGUGGUGCCUUGCAGGUCUCAGCACAUCAUCCUGACACAGGGAAAUGGGAGGUGGAGCUCAGGGAGGCAGAGGAUGAGAUAGCUUCAGCCAUUGACAUCUUUCUUGGUGUUUGAUGGACAGCUCCCAGACUAUCCCAUUUACUUUGGCUGUGAUCAAUAAAGAAAUUCUUUAUCUGUUUCAUUACCACCUAAAACUGUGACUUGUAUGUAGACAUAGGUGACCAUAGGGCUCCCAGAAUGACGUGGGUUGGAUGCCAGGGAGACCACUCACAGAAACUUCUGUGGGUGUAGGCUGGGGAGUGUGGGGCAUCAUUAGGGUUGGAUUGCUACUUGUAUGAAACCCUAAAUUUGAAUGGACCACUUGCGGACUGGUCAUGUGGUCUGGGAAGCCAGAAAGUAGGUUACUAGGCAAAGCACAUUUUUGUAGUCUUUGGAGAAUGAACAGAGCUGGGUUCAAUAGGGAAUGUACACUUUUCCUUCUUUUCAAGCAACCAGUGCUGCACACUUUGAAAAACUCCUUGGGGGAACUUUAUUUCAGUGAAAGUUAUACAACCAAUAGUAAAAGAGUUAAACCAAUAGUAAGAAAUUUAAUAAAAGAUAGGAAGAAAAAUUAUCCCUAAAUUGCCCGUUUCCUUCAUCCCUCCCCCCGCACCCAUUCAAACGUCAUCUUACAGGGACAUGACAGAUAGAAAGGUACUCUGAGCUCAUAACUGCAGAUGAGAGCAGAUAAGGCAGCAAUGCCUCCCACCCCCACCCCCACAGGAAAACCAAAAAAAUCCCAUCACCCCCCUUUUUCCAUAUAUACACACAUAAUGAACCUCAGGAAAGGUACAAGCAUUGACUACAUAGUAAUAAAAGGUAAUAAGAAGUGAGAAAACCCUUCAAGCAUCAGCACUACUGACUGCUGAUUACUGACUGCCUGCAGACUUGAAAUUUUAUUUGGACCUCCCUCAGCUUUGGUUCCAUUCAUGCUUUAUGCACGAGAACCUGGUGGG
This is a messenger RNA of Gavialis gangeticus (Gharial), 4374 nucleotides long. RefSeq names its product mal, T-cell differentiation protein like (gene MALL). Gene Ontology annotation, molecular function: structural constituent of myelin sheath. Bases 362 to 838 code for a protein of 158 amino acids. The transcript is spliced from 4 exons. Gene Ontology annotation, cellular component: membrane. Gene Ontology annotation, biological process: myelination. NCBI's taxonomy places the organism in Eukaryota, Metazoa, Chordata, Crocodylia, Gavialidae. The record is from RefSeq and is a predicted model, not a curated record.